Molecule: messenger RNA, 799 nt
Organism: Cryptococcus deneoformans JEC21
Lineage: Eukaryota; Fungi; Basidiomycota; Tremellomycetes; Tremellales; Cryptococcaceae
Exons: 5
Coding region: 128-520 (130 amino acids)
Source: RefSeq, a predicted model, not a curated record
CACCACCGUUCUAGAAUCGCUCUAACAUAAACAUCCACCCCUUUCACCAAUCAUUCUUCCCAGAUUCACACCCCUGCCUAUAUAUAUCAACCCGUCAGCACAUCAGCGGACUAAACCAAACCAAGUCAUGUCCAACUCUACCUCCUCCACGCCUACCAAGAACACCGCCACGCCUUCACCCACCAUUACGCCGCUACAUGACCCUAGUCAUCAGGCCAAGGUCAUUCCCGCGAAACCGUUGGGAGUGUCGAACCCCAACAUUGUACCAGGAAUGACUACGAACGGUGCUGCGGCUGGUCUGGGGCAAAAGGCUCUGUUAGCCAAAAAGUUUGCAAAGGCCAACAAACCUACAAUUUCACCUACAGAUCAACUCCAAAGUCCUUGUACGGCCAAGCUUUCGAACGCAAAGCAACGCCACUUUGCAAAAGGGAAACCUGCUUCGCUUUCACAAUCUUUUGUGGCCAUCCGCGAAAGCUCUGGAGCAGCGCCUUCUCCUGUAAACAGGAAGACUGACUUUUAAAAGAAAAAAUGUCACGGCGCUGUCCUCUGGAAACUCGUAUUUGGAAUCCUUUUUGUUGUUUGUGAUUAAUUUAUCUUUCAUGUCCUUCAAUUCUCCCCCGCGGUCUACGUACACGACCCUAACCCUCCAAACCAGUUCAAUUUUUGUUAUUUGCCAUCAUUGCUUGUGUGCCAUCAUUCCACCCUCCAUCAAUAUCAGUUAUAAGCCUUUUCUUGGCUGCAACCGUCCAAUCACAGUUUUUCAAUUGUUUCUGUAGAAAAUGCAUCUUGUACUAUACGA